AUGCAAACUGCGGUUUAUGCCGGGAGCUUCGACCCUCCCACCAAUGGACACCUCUGGAUGAUUAGCCGUGGGCUUGAGCUCUUUGACCGCCUCGUAGUCGCCAUCGGCAACAACCCAGCGAAAACAUACACCUUCUCCGUCGAAGAACGAAUCGAGCUCCUCCGCGAAUCCCUCCCCUCCUGCGAGCGCCUCACCCUCGAUCACUUUGACAAUCGCUACCUCGUGGACUACGCCAAAUCCUGCGACGCCCAAUUCAUCCUCCGUGGCAUUCGUUCCCCUCAAGAUUACGAAUACGAACGCGUCAUGCGCCAAAUCAAUGGUGACAUGGCCCCAGAGAUCGACACCGUAUUUCUCAUGCCUCCACGAGAUAUCGCCGAGCUCUCAUCCAGCAUGGUCGAGAGCCUCAUCGGCCCCGAAGGCUGGGAAGAAACGGUCGAACGCUACGUCCCUGCACCCGUUUUCCAAGCCCUCAAAACUCGCACGCACGAAUAA
Molecule: messenger RNA, 492 nt
Organism: Nerophis lumbriciformis (worm pipefish)
Lineage: Eukaryota; Metazoa; Chordata; Actinopteri; Syngnathiformes; Syngnathidae
Source: RefSeq, a predicted model, not a curated record